Molecule: messenger RNA, 2632 nt
Organism: Archocentrus centrarchus (flier cichlid)
Lineage: Eukaryota; Metazoa; Chordata; Actinopteri; Cichliformes; Cichlidae
Gene: lhx1a
Product: LIM homeobox 1a
Exons: 5
Coding region: 1-1224 (407 amino acids)
Biological process (GO): regulation of transcription by RNA polymerase II; neuron differentiation
Cellular component (GO): nucleus
Molecular function (GO): zinc ion binding; RNA polymerase II transcription regulatory region sequence-specific DNA binding; DNA-binding transcription factor activity, RNA polymerase II-specific
Source: RefSeq, a predicted model, not a curated record
AUGGUCCAUUGCGCCGGCUGUGAGAGGCCUAUCCUGGACCGCUUUCUGCUCAACGUGCUGGACAGAGCCUGGCACGUCAAGUGCGUGCAGUGCUGCGAGUGUAAAUGCAAUUUGACGGAGAAAUGUUUUUCUCGAGAAGGAAGACUGUACUGCAAAAAUGAUUUCUUUAGGCGGUUCGGCACCAAGUGUGGCGGUUGUUCGCAAGGCAUCUCUCCUAAUGACCUGGUCCGGAGGGCCCGGAGCAAAGUGUUUCACCUUAACUGCUUCACCUGCAUGAUGUGCAACAAGCAGCUCUCCACCGGCGAGGAGCUCUACAUCAUAGACGAGAACAAAUUCGUUUGCAAAGACGAUUACCUAAGCAACACCAGUGUAAAAGACACCAACCUCCUCUCAGUAACGGCAUGCAGCGACCCGAGUUUAUCACCGGACUCUCAAGACCAGCUACAGGAUGACGUGGUCCUAAAGGACACAGAGAUAGCCACCCUGUCCGACAAGGAGACUGUUAACAAUGAGAACGACGACCAGAACCUGGGAGGGAAGCGGCGUGGUCCACGGACUACCAUCAAGGCCAAGCAGCUAGAGACACUGAAAGCGGCGUUCGCCGCCACCCCUAAACCCACCAGACACAUCAGGGAGCAGCUGGCCCAGGAGACCGGCCUCAACAUGAGGGUCAUCCAGGUCUGGUUCCAGAACCGACGUUCGAAAGAGAGGCGCAUGAAGCAGCUAAGUGCACUGGGCGCCCGCAGGCACGCGUUUUUCCGGAGCCCGAGGCGAAUGAGGGCGCUGGGUGACCGGUUGGAGCCAGGCGAGCUCAUCCCCAACGGACCCUUCUCCUACUAUGGAGAUUAUCAAAGUGAGUACUAUGGUCCAGCAGCGAACUAUGACUUUUUCCCUCAGGGGCCACCAUCAUCGCAGGCCCAGACUCCGGUUGAUCUCCCCUUUGUGCCAUCCUCAGGCCCCACAGGCAACCCCCUUGGAGGUAUGGACCAUCCUCUCCCAGGGCACCACCCCUCCAGUGAGGUGCAACGCUUCUCCGAUAUCAUGUCCCACCACCCAGGGGACUCUCCCAGCCCAGAGCCUGGCAUCCCAGGGCCCCUGCACAGCAUCUCCUCAGAGGUGUUUGGCCCUAGUCCUCCCUUUACCUCACUGUCACUGAACGGGAGCGGAUACAAUAACCAUCUUUCUCACCCACCCUCAGAAAUGAAUGAGGGCACUGUGUGGUAGCUUUUUGAGGGAACGAACUUUACUGGCCAGAGAUUCAAUAAUGAAGGGUCGUAAGAUUUGGAAGUGUUGGGGGAUGCAUCCAGAACCAUGCAUAGUGACUGGAUUAGGGCAGUACCAUAAACUUUUUUUUCCUUCUUUCUUCUUUUGGUGAUUUGAUAUUUAUUUAUUUAUUUUCCCGUUUGCUGUUCUUUUGAAAGGAAAGCAUAUUCAGCAUAAAAAUUAUGCUCAAAAACACUGUCUGCAGUAUUGUGUUUGGGUGUUUUAAUUGCUUCUUUCAAUUCACACCACCACCCAGCCUGCACCCAAAAACUGGACUGGGACACCCUGUCAUCCCUUCUGAUCCCUGUCAGUGGCCUGGCAUAGCGACCAAUCCCCCUAACACAAAAAACAAAGAAAAAACCUUUUCAAAAAUCUUUUGUAGUAUGUGCUAAACAUGAAAACAUCCUUAGCUACUGUCAAAGACUUCAAUAGCUUUACAGAGAGAGAGUAAAGGGGCCAAGGCUUGGUUGUGUGCUGACCCGGCACAGUGGGAAGGCUGAGUGGCAUUCAGACUAUGUGUGAGGAACUAGAUGUGUCCCUUGUAUUUAUUCAGAAGCUCCUCAAACCUCUUGCCUGUCAAGCUCUGCCAUAUUGACACUUAACCUUUUUCACAAUACGUUUUCUGGAGGCCCGAGGGACAGUUUCCUCCUCCACCUGGACUCUUUCUUUGUUUUGGUUUCAGAAUUUCAACCAAAUCUGAAGAAGGCUGCCUUCAAAAGGCAAACCAGUAAAAACUCUCUAUGGAUUGCAAGCCCUUUAUUCAAAAUGGAAGUGAACUUGAAGUGGUGAGAUGAAGUCUACCUUCUAAAAAUCUUCUACCGGGGUUCUAAAUAGGACUUAGAAGAGUCAACUGUUUACGUAAUCUAUUCAAUUCAGGAGUCCAGAAGUCUCGAAAACCACAUUUUAGAACCUCUCAAUCCAUACAAAAAUGUUCCAAGCAACCAACCAAACUUUUGUAUUGAUUUCAUUUAUAUUGUAUGGAGAUAAAAACACAUUUGCUGGGGUUGUGGUUCACUGUGCUAGUUUGUACAAGAUGUUGUUUACAAAAAAAGGUCAAAAAAUAAUAAAAACACAAGUAGACAUUUGACAAAUAAAAAAAUAGCACAAAUAUUGUUAAAGUGCUUUGCACAUCAUCACAGAAUGUGUUGAGACAAAUGUAAGUGUUAAAGGAGUAAUUGAAUUCUAAUUUUUUAGUCUGCUGACAAUACAUUAAAAAACUGUUAAUAUAACAUACUUAGGUUUUAUUUUUUGUGUCUUAAAGAAAAAUCCAAACUAUUAAAGACUGAUGUCAAAUAUGCAGCUAGCAGCUGCUACAUUUCUUUGAAUAUCAAGCCUUCAUGGUAUGUCUUUUAUUGUUCCAAUAAACCUA